AUGAGAGAAUGUGACGAGGUCCUAACGCAAAUGGGUGUAGAGGCGGCAUUUGCUCAGCUGUGGAGUAUCGAAGCGACCCGUUCGCGCCUACAGAAUGCUGCAUUCGAUUCGGCCAACGGCGAUCUCAAGAGGUCCCUUUGCGCCGGUUUACGGCAUCUUUACGAUCCUGACGACCCGAAGGUGUGGCUGCAGGCAGGGCUCCCGUGCGGUGUUCUUUGUUUAGCACGAGGCAGGGGGCGCCUCUGUCCGCCGGCCGCUCGGGCCUGCGUUAGUCGGGCAGCGUGCGCCGUCGGAACAGCACGUCACCGCGCCCCCUCGCCGCAAAACUUUCUUACAAGUGCCCCGUUCCGUGUUGAAGUUGGAAGAGAAAGAGGAAAAUUAGCAAGAAUGAGCAUCCAAAAGUGCCUGUUGGAUAACUCCAGCAGGAUGAUAAAGGCCAUGUCGACCGCGAAGUCGAACAAUAGCGAUGUGAAAACGGUGAGUGAU
Molecule: messenger RNA, 486 nt
Organism: Iphiclides podalirius (scarce swallowtail)
Lineage: Eukaryota; Metazoa; Arthropoda; Insecta; Lepidoptera; Papilionidae
Source: the annotation of a GenBank genome assembly